Molecule: messenger RNA, 4359 nt
Organism: Bipolaris sorokiniana ND90Pr
Lineage: Eukaryota; Fungi; Ascomycota; Dothideomycetes; Pleosporales; Pleosporaceae
Exons: 5
Coding region: 1-4200 (1399 amino acids)
Source: RefSeq, a predicted model, not a curated record
AUGGCUGAGUACCAGCAAGCGCAUACAGAAUUUCUCGCUCAGCUCUCUGACGAAGAAAAAAAGCAAUUCAUUGCGAUCAAUGAUUCGCAGAGUUUUCUUGCGGCGAUACAGGAUCUACAAAAGUUUCGAAAAUCGAACAGGAGAUGGGUCAAGCUACUAAGUUGUGUGCAGAGAUGUGGAGACUGCUUGCAACCUUAUUUCGACGUUGUAGGUACAGUCGUCCAGUCUCAUCCUGAAGUUGCAGCAGUAGCAUGGGGCUCUUUUCGGUUAGUACUAUUGGAGUGUCACCCGAGUUUUUUCUCAAAAAAAUGGAAGUAUGUUAAGAUUGAAGCUGAUCGUAUCAAGUUACUAAGUAUGCAAGAACUCAGAAAGACUCCUGCCGUUAUCGGCAGUCUACUGUGGACACCAUUCAACACACGUUUUGCCAAUAUUCUUCAACGCCUUGACUCCCAUCGAGGGAUACUCAGAUUUGAGAUUGAUUUACUGCAACUCAGUACAUCUGAUAAAAUAGCCGACAACCAAGACACGAUACAGUACUACCAAUCCCAGAUAGAGAAGCAUGUACAGCACCAUAUUACCACUCUAAGCGCGAUGAAUGUAGAGUUCACAAGUCAAAAACAUAAUUUCGCUGAUGCACUUGAGUUGAUGAAACAAAAGCGCCUGGAAGGUACUGCCGAGUGGAUAUUUCAAACCAAAGAAUUUCUUGCGUGGGCCAAUUCCAACCUUUUGAGCAAGCCUGUACAUCCGAUGGCUAAUUUCUUGUGGAUCCGAGGAAAUCCCGGUACUGGAAAGAGUGUUUUAGCAGCAUCUGUGGUGGAGGAAAUGCUCGAAAAUAUGAAUUACACAACGCAACUCAGUCCGAUCGUUGCCUAUUAUUUCUUCGAGUACAAUUCAGACAAAGGAAAGGCAACAGCUCGUGACAAAGCAUAUCGCGCGAUAUUGGGCAAGCUCUUCCACCAGUUUUCGGACAACCGGGAUGUGCUGGAGAUAUUCUCAUUCGCCAUGUUCACGAAAAGAAGACACGGUCAGGCAACGGCUACGAACAACGAGCUAUUAGACAUCAUGAAAACAGUAGCCAACCAUGUAGGUGAUUGGACCAUCAUUAUUGAUGCUGUAGAUGAAUGCGAGGAAGAAGAAACCUUGCUUCAGGAUUUCAGCGAAACAUUCGGGGACAUUGGAGUCAGAGUUUUGCUUCUCAGCCGGCCCGAUGUCCAAUUUCUACGCAGAAAACUGCCAUCGCGGCAAGUCGUUACUAUCGAUCGCUCGCACAACCUUCGCGAUCUCGAACACUUUUUUGAAACCCACCUGAGUAGCUUAAAAGAUCUCAAUAUCCUUCCGGCGUCUGCAAGCGUUGACGAGAUGACCAGGAACCUUGUCAAGGGCGCUGACGGGAUGUUUCAGUGGGCUCAGCUAAUGAUAAUCCACUUGAAAUCCAAGGCCUUUACGCCGUGGCAACGUCUGGAUAUCAUCAAGGCUCUUACUACACCGGAAAAACUUGAAGACAUGUAUGUCCGAAUCCUGGAGCAUCUCUCAGAGAAACCACUCUCUGAGCAGUCUUUGGCACGUCGUAUUUUUGGAUGGCUUACUUUCGCAGAACGUCCUCUUACGACCAUCCAACUACAAGACGUUCUGACACCAUUACCGAAAGGCGAAUUAGCGCAAGUUCCGAAGGGAAUUACUCUGAGGCCAAAGGAAGAGGAAUUUACCGAUUUUGAAAGCAGUGUCAUCAUCCUUAGUGGCAGCUUGAUCGAGAAGCGAGCUUUUCCGAAUUUACCAACCAUAUACGUAUUCAUACAUCUGUCCGUUCGCGAAUUUUUCCGAUCGAGAUGUGAUUCCUCAUCUGCCAGAGCCUAUUGUCAGACCGGAAGUAUUGACUACUUCCUACCUGCUGCACCUCAAAUACAGGCUGAAUUGGCAAGACAGUGUCUUGAAUAUAUUGUUUGGAGAAUACCAGCCGCUCCUCUUUCCGGAAAUAUCUUGGACCCUGUAUGUCUAGAUACCCUAAAUCAGCUGCGUCCAUUUAUAAGUUAUGCAACACUGCAAUGGCCACGACAUCUAAUCAAUAUGGGGGUUCCGGGGACCAUGUGGAAUGCAAACCCAAUCACCGGUUUCCGAGACAUCAUAGAGAAGCUGACAACCAUUCUAGCUAGAAUUCUCUUGAACAGAUUGCUUCCAAUGGUUUGGGUUGAAUUAAAAUACACCUUCGAGAAAAGAUCGGACGCGCAUGACGCCUUGCAUACCGCCUUGCUGAAAUGGUCACAGUGGAUUCAAAGCUACGAUCUCGGGUGGCUACCGGGUGAUUCAGCAAGCGUACCGCCAGCAAUCAUAGCAUUUGCAGAAGACCUGUCGACUUUGCACCAAUUCUGGGGUGACACCCUCGUUGCUGGACCUCAUCAUAUAUGGCAGGAUGUAACUGCUUUUACAUCUAGCCCUUUCUUCGUUACAACUGGUGCUGUUGCUAUCAAGUCUCUGGUAUCGGAGCGCUCCCACUGGUCAGGACGGAGUAGCGUACCUUUGAGCAAGAUCUCGAGGGAUGACCCAAAAACAGACUUCCUGGCAACUCUUACUAUUUGGCCCUCUAGUGAUAUUGGAAACAAGAAAACAAGAAUGAGGUCUGACUCGAACGCCAGAGCCUUCGAGGCCCAUUGGAGACCGUCAGCCUCACGAGCGAUACGAACUACCACAGAAGAUAUCUUUGAUGAAUGGAUUGCGCAAUAUGAGCUCUGGAACAUCGAGUUCGACGAUCCUAUCCUCGUGGAGGAUUAUCGCAUUGUGCUCGAUAAGAUCGAAGUACAGUCACAGCACGCCAAAUUUCAGAAGUUCAUCAAAACCGAUGUUAUAGCGGAUGGCUCUCGAAAGACAAGGAGAGAACUUGCAGUACACUUUCCUACUAGCAUUAGUGGUGAUCUGCGCACAAUUACUGUGCUAACGACUGUUUUCGAUUGCCAACAACGCCUCGUAGCAGGAACAUCAACCAAACAGGAGGCAGAGGCCGUAGAGAUGUGGAAUCCAACCCCUCUGCCUAUACGUCAUACUAAGCAUGCAACAUUGCUUAUGGGACUACCAAAAGAAGUGGUCAAGAAUAAACAAGAUUUCCCAGAACAGAUAUGCAAUGAAUCUUUUAAAGAAAAGAUCAUCCGUCUGGACAGUAUGCCUGCGUACCGUCUGCUGACCUGUCGCGAUUAUGUCCUUCUCCAAGGUAUUGACGGCCGUGGUACACUGAACGAAGAAGAUGACAUGACAAGUAGUAUGGCAGUGUAUUGGCGGGAUGUUAGGCAUUUGGAAAGCCCAAAGCUCGUUGGCUGUAUCACGGGUGAUGGAUCAGUGGGGUCGAUAUUACACCCUACCUUCCAUCCCCAAUAUCCGCUCAUCGCCUUCCAUUACAAGUCGCAGAUUGGAGACUCCCAUAUUGUGCUUUGGCUGUUCAAAAAGCCCGGAGAUGAAAUUGUCCUUCUUAACCACGACAUAUUCUCAUUCAGAUCUCUCGAGGGCGGCCUUUCGGCUUGCUACGUUACUAAGCUAGCAUCGCGCAUCAAGAUGCUUCAAUUCUCAGCCUGUGGUACGACAAUCAUACAUCAGCUCUAUGAAAACGCCUCCUUGUUUACAAAAUCUAUUGAGGAUCUGCAUGUAUACAAUGUCGCCAAGCAGCAACAUGAAUCAGGAAAAGUAAAAGUGUCUUCACAAAGUUUUGGAUCGAGUGCACCGAGACAAACCGCAGUGCAGAAGAUGCAUAGCUUACCAGGAUCCAUGGCUACAAACGAACCUGUGCAACACACUGAUGGAAGUGUUACCAGUCUUGCUUUCGACGCAGGAGCAUCAAAUCGCGCCAUAAAGCUGGUACAUUCGGCCAAUGGCAGAAAUCAUGAACAAGCGUUGCUCUCACUGCCGGCAUGGAGUGACGUGCACAAUAUCUCAGCGAGCGUGAGAUUGCCAGAACGCUCUCGAGAUGAAAGGAUUAUGAUUGUUCUUAACAAAACAGCAGAGCCGUUCUAUAUUUUUGGUCGAGGCGCUGGGCCGACUGCACCUUCGAUUGUGCGAAAAGAUAUCAAGGCUCUUGCGAAACCACGAUCUACAGAUAUCAUGUGGGGAGAGAGAUAUCCAAAGGCUAAUACAACGACUUCCUGGAAAGGAAUCACAUUCGGUGAUGAGACCGCGGCGGAAGGGGACAUGCAGAUUACCAAAAGAGCCCGCCUCAGCUGAGCGGGAGCAACAACGAGCAAUAGGCACAGAUAGCACGAACACUGUUCAGAGCACUAGCGAACGAGAUACCUGAGGACACAUGAAAUGCGAAGUAGCCGAGAUGAGUGAAAUUGUGGAUUGCCGGCAACGACCAGCACUGGCGGACUUCCAUACAUUGGU